GGAAGUGAAACAUCUCCACCUGCUCCUGACGCGCUGCGGAAAAGCAGACAAGCGUUCAUACCGAGACCCCAGAAACCGCCUGGGAAAUCAUGAGCAGUUAGCAUUAGCGACCAGGAUGAAACUGAAUCCGGUUUUACUGUAGCCUGGUUAACUAAGAGGGAUUGUCUUGUUUUGUUGCGACUGUCCUCUCGAAAGAAAGACCAAAUCUGUCAGCAGCAUUCUUGCGAAACUUUCAUCAAACAGAAAAUGCCUGUAGUUUCCGGGUGAGAGACCGUAGUAAGGAAAAACACGGUGGAAAGUAUGGACGACUUGGAAUUAAAAUGUCUCGAUGAAGUCUCUGACAACAAUAACGUUGAAAAUGGAGAAAUGUAUGAAGAGGUGAGCCCAGGAAAUGGAACCUGUUCAAGCCACCAUGCAUCAGAUAUCACUGAAGGCAGGCCUCUACUCACAUCUGCACAGGUUGCUGAGAACAAUGGAGAUCACUGUUCUGUGAGAUGUCCUACGUUGCCAGAGACAAAGCCUAGGGUGCUGGAAAGACUGAAAAAGGAGCUGAACGAAACAGUGGUAUGGAAGAUUAAAGUGUGGAUGGCCAUUCUUAUUGCCUUUGUCUUCAUCGUUUCAGUCAUCCUGCUCUUUCUCUUUCUCUGCUCAGAUCAUCAAGAGGAUGUGGAUGAUCAAUAUGAUGCUUCAUCAUUUGUGGUGCCACUCUUCUUCAGGGGCAGUUUUACACUUGCCAACCAGAGUUUUGUGCAAGACUCAACGCCUCAACCCAAUUUGGAUGAUGGUCUACCCAAAAAUCUCCAACAAAAGCUCACGGACAUCUACAAAUCCUCCCAUGCUUUGGAGCGCUACUUCUCCCUUGCCACAAUAAAUACACUGAGAAAUGCUUCUGUUCAGUAUCAACUGCAGUUUAAGAUGCCUUUAGAGCAUGAACAGUUAACACACUAUACUCUGAGCAGAGAAGUGGUGUACCAUGUGCUUUUACAACACCUGCUUGAUCAAGACACUGAGAACUCUCUUUACAUUGAGCCGUCUUCACUCAACAUGGAGGUCGGGAAAUGGAACUGAUCGCCUACACAGUGCUGAUAUGCAGUUUUCUACUCACUCCUGCCUGUGACGAUCAUUUGAGAACUUAUUUCAGGGGAAGUCUCUGCAUGUGUCUCUCCUUGCACUACCAAUCUUUUAGUUUUAAGCCUGUGAAUCACUUCUUACUGGACAUCAGCAGUAAGACAAAGAUUGCAAUUUCUUUAAAGAAGUUCAGAGACUCAUGCAAAAGAAAUAGUUUUUUCCUCACUCUUUUAACAGGGCUGAAUGUCCUACAGCUGUCUUUAACUUUCAGCCCUUCUUUUGUUCCUGGUGUUAACACACUCUAGGCGUCUCUGCAGUUUUGAUAAGCGCAUAAGCAAGCCAAGCAUGUUUAUGUACUUUGAGGGUGUAGCUACUGCCAGUCUUGGGGUUGAGGACUGUACCCAGCUCUUUCAAGUAAAGAACUGCAGUUCAAUACUUGUGCUUGUCUGGCACUUUAAAAUAGUAAAAUUAUAAGCUAUAUAUUAUUUUAGAUUAAAUAACUUUUAUUCCAACACAUAGGCCUAUAUAUUUUUUAUAAGGCAUUUGUAAUACUUACUAGAUGGUGCUUUUGCAUAACUUGGUCCAAUAUCCCAGUAAAGGCCAAAUCAUUUGAUCUGUGCUUCUACAUGUCUCAUGUGUCUUAAUCUGUUUUGACAUUCAAUGUAAUUAACAAUUUAAUGUUUAUUAAUAAACUCUGUCAUGGUUGAUAUAAAAA
Molecule: messenger RNA, 1783 nt
Organism: Pygocentrus nattereri (red-bellied piranha)
Lineage: Eukaryota; Metazoa; Chordata; Actinopteri; Characiformes; Serrasalmidae
Product: TPA-induced transmembrane protein
Exons: 8
Coding region: 301-1068 (255 amino acids)
Source: RefSeq, a predicted model, not a curated record